This is a messenger RNA of Pseudovirgaria hyperparasitica, 294 nucleotides long. RefSeq names its product LSM-domain-containing protein. NCBI's taxonomy places the organism in Eukaryota, Fungi, Ascomycota, Dothideomycetes, Acrospermales, Acrospermaceae. Gene Ontology annotation, cellular component: U4/U6 x U5 tri-snRNP complex; U6 snRNP; catalytic step 2 spliceosome. The transcript has 3 exons. Gene Ontology annotation, biological process: P-body assembly; mRNA splicing, via spliceosome. Gene Ontology annotation, molecular function: RNA binding. The record is from RefSeq and is a predicted model, not a curated record. Bases 1 to 294 code for a protein of 97 amino acids.
AUGUCCGAAUCUCCAGCCGAUACCAGCGGCGCCCCUCCUGAACCCCUCGACCUCGUGCGCCUUUGCCUGGACGAGAUCGUCUUCGUCAAGAUGCGCGGUGACCGCGAGCUUAAAGGCCGGCUGCACGCCUACGACCAGCAUUGCAACCUUGUUCUCGGCGAUGUCGAAGAAACAAUCUAUUUCCCCGAAGAAGCUGAAGAAGAGGACUCGGGAGAAACGGUGAAGAAGCAAUCUGAAAUGCUGUUCGUGCGAGGCGAUUCGGUUGUACUGAUUGCACCCGAGACUGGCUCCUGA